CGCUGACUCCCACUUUCGAGUCGCCGCAACUUCGAUGGUCAUCAUGUGUUUACAGUGUUUUUCUUUCAGUAAGUACUUUUGCCACUAGUUGCCUUUGGCGAAAGCGUCUCGGUGGAGAGAACUGCUGUACUGUGUAGAAAUAACCUACAUCAAGUAGAAGUUCUCGCCUGCACGACUUCUGCGUCUUCUUGUGCAACCGUUACGAGGACCUUCCGAAGAGUCCAAAAAGAAUGCCCGAAGCUGCGAGUUUGCGUUUAUCUUUCUCAGCCGAGGAGCGCGACGUGCUUGCGGAAUUCCGAGCUCGCGUGGACGCUGCGCGGAAGCGGGGAAGUACCACUGCGGCGGCUGGUGAGAGUUCUGGCCGCGCGCCGCCCCGGAAAACGCACGAGAACAUCCAGUCAGUCGAGAACAUCCAGUCACUCACAGUACGGAGCAAGCCGCUGUUUGCUACGAAUUCUACUGUGUCUUCAUCCUCCUCCUCAGCGGGCCCGCAUCUCAAAAAGACGAGCCAGACCAACCGAAAAUCACAAGAGCACAGAGCGACAGACGCGCUGGAGAGUGUUUUUUCCGAAGAACCGCGCGGGCUGUACAACAGUUAUCUGCGUGAGAGUGUGGCCGCCAUCCGCCGCGCCUCCAGUUCGUUUUCAUCCACAGCAGGUGCAGGUUUUCUGUCUGGCGUCGAUCACCAGAUCGCGCACAUUCAUCCGGAUGAAAGAGAUUUUGGCGAAGAAGCGCCGAAAUCCAAUCGCAAGCUGAGCACAAGACCCACGACGCACGACAACAAGGUCUUUUCUACUAAAGGCUCGACGAAACAGUUUGCGGAUGCCGGCACGCAAUGCAGCCGGAAUCCGAACGAGGAUGACACCGCCACCGCACGCCGGUUCGUUUCGGGCACCGGCGACUUGAUGUCUAAUCCGCUUGACACGGCCAUUUCCUUCGUUCAAGAAGAGCUAGACGAGCUGGAAGACGCUGCGUACGCAACGCUGCCAUUUGGAGGUGGCGAUGUGGCGGGACUGCAGAACAACCAUUACUUGGAAGGUUUCUAUAGGCAGGAACGAGAUCAUUUCCGCCGUGCAGAUGAAGGAUUUGCCGAUGGACCUCUCUACAACAACGAUUUGGUCCACGAUGGGUUUUUCGAAUGCGAACCCUACAUACAGAUGAAUUCCGCAAGCUCGUCGUCCUCCUCCCGUCGACAUCAAAUGCGUUUUGAGCCGCCACACCGGGUUCGCGUACCGCCAGGUAGCCAGGGAAAAAGACCGUUUUCAGCGCAGCACGUUGUGCCUUUCAGUAGAAAAAUCAGGGACCGGAACGGGGGGAAUUUUCAGGUAAAUCACAAUCAGGGUCACUCGCACUACGACGACUUCGACGCAGCGAGAGGGAGAGGCUUGCGGUCGCGCGCGGCACAGCCCCGACCCGCCUCAGCAGGUGUUGGCUGGGUUCCUCGCCACGAUUUUUGGAACGCUACGUCGGGCACUUCACAGGGCCAGGGAGGUCGAAGGAGUUCCAAUGUGCCGAGUUGUAGAUCUUCUCCUUCCUCUGGGUACGGAGCUCCGUCGAAGUGGGACAGGCUUUGCUACCCGCCAAAUCGACACAUCAAAGCUCGCGGCCCAAUGGGAGGACAGAAAUCGCGAAAGUCCCGAUUUUCGCCCCCGAAACGGCGAUUAAUAUCGCCUGCGAACAGCAGUCGAAAGACAAGUGGAGGCACGGUUGCUCACUACAAUGUUGCGCGAACGAGUACUAGACCACCGCAGUUUCGUCCAAGAAAGUCAUUGAGUCCGCACAGGAGACGAGCAGGCCCACCCGUACAAACAUACGCCCGAUCGAAGAGUGAGGCGCAGUUGUUCGCACGAAGAGCGGACCCGCGUUCUUUGCCAGGGCAGCAGCGCCGCUUCCUUUCGCAGGUGGACACAGUGCACCAGCUACCAUUCGGCGCACGAGUUCACGAUCAGUACGCCCACCCGCUUCCCUCGGACUUCGCGUCUUUACUUCGAAGGGUGUCCGCCUCUCCAAAUAACCGAUACCAGGGGCGAUCGCUCGGACCAGCUACGUCUCUGAGGCAGAAGGCGUAUUCUGUGGGAGAGCUCUACCGCCGUCCACCGGCGGUCGGGACGGCGCACCCCUCUGAGAGGAGCCUGGGGCACCGACCUGCCGCCACGGGAAGUGUGCAGCACAGAGAGGAGUACUUUCUACAGGACGCAUUGAGUCGCGACAUGAUGCACGAAGCUGCCUUGUCGGAUUUAAUUGAACGGUCGUAUCACGUUCACUGAAUCACCGGCGACGCCGCAGUUUAUUACAUGACGACAUUUGUUGU
Amoebophrya sp. A120 is the source of this 2311-nucleotide messenger RNA. Lineage: Eukaryota; Dinophyceae; Syndiniales; Amoebophryaceae. The record is from the annotation of a GenBank genome assembly.